This is a messenger RNA of Diospyros lotus (date-plum), 486 nucleotides long. Its product is annotated as transcription elongation factor spt5-like. Lineage: Eukaryota; Viridiplantae; Streptophyta; Magnoliopsida; Ericales; Ebenaceae. The record is from RefSeq and is a predicted model, not a curated record. Bases 1 to 486 code for a protein of 161 amino acids. The transcript has a single exon.
AUGGACUCGGCGGAUUCCGGGGAGGUGAUGGGGUUGUUGGGGGCCGCGUUUGAGGCGGAGGGUGCCCAUAAGAAGGUGGCGGAUUACAGGGAGAAGGUGGCGGAUUACAGGGAGAAGGCGGCGGAUGACCAGGAGAAGGUGGCGGGUGGCCUUGAUCAGAAGGAGGAGGAUACCCCGGAGAUGGUGGCGGAUAUGUCUGAUGAGAGGGAGGUGGGUGAGCAUGAGAAGGUGGUGGAUAACCGGGAGACGGUGGCGGAUUGCCAUAAGAGGGUGGUGGAUGAGGUUGAGAAGGCGGCGGAUGACCAGGAGAAGGCGGAGGAUAUCCAUGAGAAGGCGGAGGGUAACCAUAUGAUGGAGGAGGACAGCGAAGAGAAGGCGGAGGUGGACAGCGAAGAGAAGGCGGAGGUGGAAAGCGAAGAGAAGGUGGAGGAUGAUUGGGUGGCGGGUACUGAUAUGGACAGCCAAGAGAAGGCGGAGGAUGAUUAG